AUGAAACUAUUGAGUGCUCCUGCCCGGAGAACAGCACAUAUGUUGAUGGAUGCUAUAUUGGAUAGGCUCCAUUCGCGACUGUCCCAUCUGCUUAAUCGACCACCAAUUGAUUUUGACUUUUUGGAGUUUACCUGUACCCAGGAGUGAGUUUUUUUAAAUGCACUCUAGUCAGGAAAUUUUCCACAUGCUGUAAUGGAGGGACUCAGAGAGGUUAAUCAGAUUAUUGGUGAGAUUAACCACAGCCAACAGUGUACUCACAACACUGUUAACUUUGAAUAUGGCCAGGUUGGGUGGCCAAAAGUACUGUUACCAGAAGAACGUCUUAGGGAUCUAAUUGCCAUGUCUCUACCAUUGCCCUGCAUUGCAAAAUUGCUUGGAGUGAGCACAAGGACCAUACAACGGAGAAUGUCAGAAAUAGGGUUGGCAGUAAGAGACACAUACAGUAGUGUUUUGGAUGAGGAGCUGGAUGCAUUAGUGUCAACAGUUAAAUCCAGACACCCUUAUGCUGGAUAUAGGAUGGUGAAGGGUUUGCUGCAGGCUAUGGGGCAUAGAGUGCAGUGGGAAAGGAUCUGGGCAUCCAUGCACCGAGUAGAUAGUGCAGGCAUUAUUUCUAGGCUGACACAGUUAGGGUGUGUUGUUUGUAGGACAUAUUCUGUGCCCAGCCCAGGAGCAUUGAUGCACAUUGAUACCAACCACAAGCUCAUACGAUACAACAUUGUGAUCUUCGGGGGUAUCGAUGGCUUUUCUAGAAAGAUCAUGUACCUAGAUGUUGCAACCAAUAAUCUGGCUUCAACCACCCUGUACUUUUUCCAGCGUCCUGUUCAAAAAUGUGGUCUUCCACUUCGGUAA
Messenger RNA from Sinocyclocheilus anshuiensis, 849 nucleotides. RefSeq lists its product as uncharacterized. NCBI's taxonomy places the organism in Eukaryota, Metazoa, Chordata, Actinopteri, Cypriniformes, Cyprinidae. The record is from RefSeq and is a predicted model, not a curated record.